Messenger RNA from Diospyros lotus (date-plum), 1878 nucleotides. Its product is annotated as O-fucosyltransferase 38. The record is from RefSeq and is a predicted model, not a curated record. Gene Ontology annotation, cellular component: nucleus; cytoplasm. Lineage: Eukaryota; Viridiplantae; Streptophyta; Magnoliopsida; Ericales; Ebenaceae. The transcript is spliced from 11 exons. Bases 421 to 1626 code for a protein of 401 amino acids.
ACUGGAUUAUCAUUGAGUUGUGGCUGUGAAGGGGAUCGUUUUCAUGACUUACUCCUUGGAAAUUUCCUAGUUUUGAUUGCCUUUGUUAGGAGAUCCUUGUCAACUCCUUAUUUCCCCCCCCCCAAAGUUAGACCUUUGGAACUGGAUAUUCAGGAAUCAGAUAUGUUCACCUUCAUAAUUUAUUCCUAUGAGAUUUUUUUGUUUUGUUUGUCUGAGUUUUGAUCAAGACAUGAUUGUCAAUUUUUAUUUUCUUAGAAAGUCAGAGCUUUGGAACAGGAUAAUCAAGAUUUGGACACAUUGAUCGAGUUGCCUGAAUUUCUUCCAGAUGAAAAACUUUGGGGAGCUCCAUAUAGCCAUGGUCUUCACCCAUGUGUCAAACCUACUGCCAAAUAUAAAGCCUCCCAAGGAUUGGAUCGGUAUAUGACUGUAAAGAGUAAUGGGGGACUGAAUCAGAUGCGUGCUGGUAUCACUGAUAUGGUGGCUGUGGCACACGUAAUGAAUGCAACUCUAGUUAUUCCUCAACUUGAUAAGCGCUCAUUCUGGCAAGAUUCAAGUACAUUUUCAGAUGUCUUUGAUGAAGUUCAUUUCAUCUCAAGCUUACAAGGAGAUGUGAGGAUUGUCAAAGAACUUCCUAAGAAACUAGAAUCUGUUCCCCAUGCAAGGAAGCACUUCACUUCUUGGUCUGGUAUGAGCUACUAUGAGGAGAUGAUACAUUUAUGGAACGAGUUUCAGGUGAUUCAUGUUGCAAAAUCAGAUUCUAGACUUGCAAAUAACGAUCUGCCUCUUGAUAUCCAGAGGUUGAGAUGUCGUGUUAUGUAUGAUGCUCUACGUUUCUCUCCUCCUAUUGAGAAUUUAGGGAAGAAGCUGGUGGAGCGGCUGAGAUUUCAAGGGGGACGCUAUAUCGCUCUUCAUCUGAGAUAUGAGAAAGAUAUGCUAUCUUUUACUGGCUGUACUACCGGACUUACUGAUGCAGAAUCUGAAGAACUGAGAAUAAUGAGGGAAAACACUAACCACUGGAAGAUGAAGAAAAUAAAUUCAACAGAACAGAGAAAUGCAGGCUUGUGUCCACUGACUCCCAAGGAAGUGGGAAUAUUUCUUCAAGCUCUUAGUUACCCUCCAUCAACAUUGAUUUAUAUUGCUGCCGGGGAAAUUUAUGGUGGUAACAUCCAUUUAUCUGAACUCAAAGAUCGCUUCCCAAAUGUCAUACUCAAGGAAAUGAUUGCAACCCAAGAAGAAUUGAGGGCAUUUGUGAACCAUGCUUCACAGACUGCAGCACUUGACUACAUUGUCUCUGUAGAGAGUGAUGUGUUCAUUCCAUCUUAUUCAGGCAACAUGGCAAGAUCUGUUGAAGGACACCGUAGAUUCUUAGGCCACCGGAAGACAAUCACUCCUGACAGGGAGGGUCUUGUUGAAUUAUUUGAUAAGCUGGAAACCGGACAGCUUAAAGAAGGAACUACCUUGUCAGAUCUUGUGAUGCAAUUGCACAAGAACAGGCAAGGAUCACCAAGGAAAAGAGGUGGUCCUCUUCCAGGAUUAAAAGGCCGAGCACGGUUGAGGACAGAAGAAUCUUUUUAUCAAAAUCCUUAUCCAGAAUGUAUAUGCGGUCCUAAAAGUGGGCUACAAUGACAAAGAGCAAGUGUGUCGUCCAGCAGUUGAAGACUGACCCAGCCAUUUGUCACAUUCUUUUAGAGAACCUGUAAGACUGUCGUGUAGAUGAAAUUUUAUAGGCCCAUCCUUCUGUAAGUCUUUUGAGCACUGAACUAGUUUUAGCACUUCUGCUCAUUUCUCAGUGGAUGGGUUUCUUUUGGACGAUGGGUCUCUAUGUAACUAAAGAACAAUUGGGAUUCCUACUUUUUAUAGUUAUAAAUAAUUUGUUGG